AUGCCUAGAUUUGCUCAGUUAGUAAUUGGACCAGCUGGUUGUGGUAAAUCCACUUAUUGUAAUACAAUGCAAACACAUUGUGAAACAUUAAAACGAAGAGUUGAUGUUAUCAACUUAGAUCCUGCAGCUGAAUAUUUUGAAUAUACACCACUAGCAGAUAUCAGAGAUCUUAUUCAUUUAGAUGAUGUAAUGGAAGAUGAAGCAAUACACUUAGGUCCAAAUGGUGGACUUGUCUUCUGUUUAGAAUAUCUUCAACAAAAUUUAGAUUGGUUGGAUACAGCUAUCGGUGAUAUUGACGGUGAUUAUUUAUUAUUUGAUUGUCCUGGACAAAUUGAAUUAUACUCACACCUGCCAAUUAUGCCAAGAAUCAUUGAAUAUAUGCAAAGAAAAUGGGAUUUUCGUUUUGUAACCAUAUUUAUUCUAGAUGCUAGAUUUCUUGUUGAUUCAUCACAUUUUCUAGCUGGUGUCCUCUCGGCUCUGUCUGCAAUGGUAUCAUUAUCUACAGCACAUAUUAAUGUCAUGUCAAAAAUGGAUUUAUUAUCAGAACAAAAACAAAAAUAUGUUAUGGCAAGAUAUUUAAAUCCUGAUAUGGAUUAUUUUUAUGAUUUAAAUCAAGUAUUCGAUGCAGACAAUGAUAAUGAUGGUGAUGGUGAUAAUGAUAAAAAGAAGAAUGGUAUUGAUAAAGACAAUGAAGAUAAAUUACCCUUCAAUAAAUUAUCCUAUGCAUUAGCUGAUUUAAUUGAACGUUAUAGUGUAGUGCAUUUUUUCCCAUUGAAUAGAGAUAAAGAAGAUACAAUAACUGAUUUAUUAGUACAAAUUGAUCAUUGUUUACAAUAUGAUGAAGAAGUUGAUCCAUCGAAUCGUGCUUUUGAUGAUGCUGAACAAGAAUUAAUUGGAUUUCAAGGUGAUGGUGACGGGGGAUGGAUUCACGGGACUCUGGAUAAAAACAACAACAACACAUCUUUAAUGCUGAUAUGCUUGUAUAUAAAUAUUAUUUCAAUAAACUAUGAAGCUCUCCUAAUACCAACUGGUUGUAUAAUCCUCUGGUUACUUGAAAUAUUUUGCCAGUAUGUUAACUCUCCGUCUCACUUGCAUUUAUUUCUGGAAACUAUUACUCAUGGAUUAACGGGUUGUCUAUUUUGGUUGUGUUGUUUAAAAGCUAUACAUAAUAGACUAUUAGACGUUACAGUGAACUGUCAAAGGAUUAUAAUGAUUACUGAAUCAUGUUUUUUGGCUGGUGUUAUUGCUGUUCUCCCGGAUAUUGAUCAUUUUAUAGCUGCAAGAAGUACAAGUAUUGAACUUGCUCGUCAACUUCCUGGUAGACCAUUUUUACACUGGGCUGGUAUACAUUUGAUUAUUUAUACAAUCCUUAUCAUCGUUUCAUUUUGUCUACCAUAUGUAAAUUGUUUACCGGGACAGAAAUAUUUCUCUAUUUUGUGGUUAGUUUUUAUCUCCUAUCUUAGUCAUAUUGUUCGUGAUGCAAAUCGACGUGGAUUAUGGUUAUGGCCACCACCAGAUUAUCGUACAGGCAUGAUGAGUAGUAGUACAUCAAAUUCUUCAGAGUAUAGUAUACACUUUCCUAAUGAUUUGAGUAUUCUAACACCGCUUAG
Trichobilharzia regenti is the source of this 1610-nucleotide messenger RNA. The record is from the annotation of a GenBank genome assembly. NCBI's taxonomy places the organism in Eukaryota, Metazoa, Platyhelminthes, Trematoda, Strigeidida, Schistosomatidae.